Messenger RNA from Gossypium arboreum, 649 nucleotides. RefSeq names its product MYB-like transcription factor ETC1. The transcript is spliced from 3 exons. Gene Ontology annotation, molecular function: transcription cis-regulatory region binding. Gene Ontology annotation, cellular component: nucleus. The record is from RefSeq and is a predicted model, not a curated record. Gene Ontology annotation, biological process: cell differentiation. Bases 127 to 354 code for a protein of 75 amino acids. NCBI's taxonomy places the organism in Eukaryota, Viridiplantae, Streptophyta, Magnoliopsida, Malvales, Malvaceae.
ACCUAUCAACGCCCCCCUUUGUCAACAACUACCAUUCUUCCCCCCCUCAACCUACCAUGUCGCCUAUUACUACUCCUUCAAUUUCCACACUUAAAACAACAAUUACUCUGUCUCAAACUCCUCUUUAUGGCUGACAUGGAUGGUUCUUCUGUUGAUUCUAAAGAGGAAUCCAGUGAAGAUUCCAAGCUUGACUUCUCAGAAGAUGAGGAAACCCUCAUUAUUAGAAUGUUCAAUUUGGUUGGAGAAAGGUGGUCUUUGAUAGCAGGGAGAAUCCCUGGAAGAACAGCUGAGGAGAUUCAGAAGUAUUGGGCUUCUAGAUUCUCUUACAAUAAUCCAAUGCCCAAUCUGAGUUAGGAUUACAUCCAAGUGUUUGGGUUUUGCAUUGGGUGAUUGUUUCAGUUUUGGUUUGCAGCGUAUAUAUAUAUAUAAAAGCAAAUGCCUGGGUUUUGUACAAUGCCUCAUGGUUGCUAUUUGCUUUAGUAUGAUAAUUCCGAGGUUGAUUUCUCUUUUUCUUUUUGAAAUUAUCUUCACUUUUGGUGUUAAUAUUAUGAAUUUCUUGAUUGCUUUGCCUAGUUCACUGGAUCACCACAGUUACCAUUGGACUUAUUUUGAGAAUUCUUAAAUGGAUUAAUAUAUACUUUUCCCUAAA